CAGCUUGGGCGUUGACACCCUCAGGGCGGAGGGACCUAGGCUGGUUGGUGCUUUGGUCUUCCUGUUGCCUCUGCAAUUGGCUCGUGGGUGAAAGCAGUCAUUACAGCUCACAGGCCCUCAGAGCCUCCUUGUUCUUCCUCUCUGCACACUCAGCAGGCGGAACUUCCUCUUUGUGACCGUGCAGCAUUUUUGAUUUUUUUCCUCCUUGAGUGACAUUUUCCUUCGGAUUCUUGACAGGCACUGCUUCAAAAAUAAGGUAGGUCUCAAGAUCCUUUAAACUGGGGUUAAGUGUCAAGGGGGUAUUAAAUUUGUAGUAUUCUUGCCAAGGCUAACGUGUACUAACCCAAAUGGUCUCCAUUAUAAUCUUGGCCUCCUUAAAUGAGAUAUUCAGCUAUUGAUAACUAGUUGAAUAAUCCAAGGUCACCAGUUCUCACUGCCUAUUCUAAAGCACUCUUCAUUUAUUAUCACCAGUCUUCUUAGUCUGGCAAACUUCAUACUUUUCUAGGCUGCUGGCUAACAUAAAGGUUUGGGGUCAUCUGAAGACUACAUUUAGGUAUUGAAACUCCUUUCCAUUAUCUUUAAGAAUCUGAAGAUAACUGUAUACAAUACUGGAUUAUACUGCAGCCUUUAUUUUCCAGAGCACCAACACGCUUCAUAAUAAGUGUUCAUGAUGAUUCUAAUAUAAUCAUUAAUAUGCAAUGGAAGCUUUAAAGAACAACCCUGGCUUUUGUGGCUAAAAGGAACCCCAGUCUAAAUGCCUGGAGUUAAUAACUUAAAUGCCCUCAGGAAAAUCCAACAAUUAACAGUCUACCUAUGUGCCCUUUGUCUAUGCCCUAUACAUGGCACAACGCAGAAUUGAAACAGGCUACUCCAGGCACUUUUCCAACCCUACUGUUUAUGCCAGUCUGCCUUAAUCUUUUUUUUUCCCCCUACCAGACUACUCUGCCCCUGUUUUGCAGAAAUCUCAGCUGUAGCUGUUGCCUAGAAACUUGAGAGUCCUUGAAGUGAGUGUUAGGAUAGCUAAAGACAGUUAACAAUAGGGGAAAGUAGGCCUCCUAUUGGCAGUAAAUACAGCAGUUAACUUCAAGGUUUGAGAUGCUAUAGUCUUAGUUCACUGUCUUAGUUAUCUAGUGCUGCUAUAACAGAAAUACCACAAAUAGGUGGCUUUAACAAACAGAAGUUUAUUCUCUUACAGUUUAGGAGGCUAGAAGUCCAACUUCAGGGUGCCAGCUCCAGGGGAAGGCUUUUCUCUCUGUCAGCUCUGGGGGAAGGUCCUUGUCAUCAAUCUUUACCUGGUCUAGGAGCUUCUCAGCACAGGGGUCCUGGGUCCAAAGGACACGCUCCACUCCUGGCUCUUCUCUCUUGGUGGUAUGAGGUCCCUCUCCUCUCUGCUCAAUUCUCUCUUUUAUAUCUCAGAGGAGACCAACUCAAAAUACAACCUAAUCCUGUAGAUUGAGUCCUCAUUAACAUAAGUGCCUCAUUAACAUCAUAGACCUUAGGAUUUACAAUACAGAGUAAUCACAUCAGAUCACAGAAUGGUGGACAACUGAACAAUGCUGGGAACCACGACCUAGCCAAGCUCACACGCAUUUCUGGAGGACACAAUUCAAUCCAUAACAUUCACUUAAAGGGAUCUUCACAUUAAUACCUACAGCUUUAGAGAUUUCAGACUGGUAUUCUCAGGUAAUUAUAAAGUAGCCUCAACUUGAACAUGGUACUAUACAUUCUUCUGCAGAACCCCUUUUCCUAAAGUGGCUAGACUGACCUUAUCUAACAAUUAGCAUCCUUCCCUGGCUCAGAGAUUUAUUUACGUAGCUUUGGAGGAGGUACGGAAGGAAGCAGUGCUGAAUAGUACAGGAAAUCACGUGCCCUCAGUCCCAGCACUCAAGCUUAUGGUAGUAAGCUCCGUCUUCCUCUAGUACUGUGAGUUUUCCAAGGAUCCCUACCUAUUUAAUAUGCUAUGUGGGAAGACAAAACACCCUAUUUAAAACAACAUAUAAAACUAAAAAUACGUAAAGAAGUUAAUUUUUGGUCUUCUGAGGCACAAAAUUUCCUCUAUUGCAAAUGCCUAGACUAUUACUUUAUUCCAAACUUUCAUACGUAAGACCCAAUAUACACACCCCUUUUCUUUAGAGAACAGAAAAUAGACCUAUGUCAAGACUACCUGAUCUUAAAUGUCAAUCUUUUCUUUGCCAAUUCAUGGUUCCUGCUCCUUAUGCCUCACAGAGCCAGAAUCCUUAGAAAUAUGUCCUUAUGACCCAAACCACAGGAUGCCAGCCAGCAGGUUACAGUACCACCUGGCAUCAUGCAGAAAGAUGGCCGCCACAAAGCCAAGAAAGGAAGUGAGGUCCACUCAGUCGCAGCCGCCAUCAUUUCAGGAGUCCGAAAAGGAUGGAUCCCGAAGCGGAACGGCCAGCAGAGGGGAAGCCCUAGAAGCCCACAGCCAGGCGCGCAGACCCAUGCGCCUAGCUUCUCGACCAGAGCGUAGACUACGUCACAGGAAGUGGGGGGGGCCUCACCCCUUAACGUCAGGGGCCGGAACACUUGGAUUCGGCUCCUUCAUUUCCAACAUGGAAGAAACUUAUAUCGAUUCCCUGGACCCUGAGAAGUUAUUACAGUGCCCCUAUGAUAAAAACCACCAGAUCAGGGCCUGCAGGUUCCCUUAUCAUCUUAUCAAGUGCAGAAAGAACCAUCCUGAUGUCGCAAACAAAUUGGCUACUUGUCCCUUCAAUGCUCGUCACCAGGUUCCUCGGGCUGAAAUCAGUCAUCAUAUCUCGAGCUGUGAUGACAAAAGUUGUAUUGAGCAGGAUGUUGUCAACCAAACGAGGAACCUUGGACAAGAGACUCUGGCUGAGAGCACAUGGCAGUGCCCUCCUUGUGACGAAGACUGGGAUAAAGAUUUGUGGGAACAGACUAGCACCCCAUUUGUUUGGGGCACAGCCAACUACUGUGGCAACAACAGCCCUGCAAGCAACAUAGUUAUGGAACAUAAGAGUAACCUGGCUUCAGGCAUGCGCGUUCCCAAGUCUCUGCCAUAUGUUCUUCCGUGGAAAAACAAUGGAAAUGCACAGUAACUGAACAUCUAACUCAUCAAAUGCCAGACUUAAGAAGACUGUUGCUUCUUCCUGCUACCAGUGGGUUCUUCAUUUUUCUCCUAGUCUAAUUGUAGAAAAGAUAAACCUGUGACUUUCAAACUGACAAGUACCUUUUUUUCCUCCCUCAUUUGAGCCCUCAUUCACUUGAUGCAAGAACCCUCAAACUCAGAAGAACUGUUCCAAAUAAAGCAUCGACUUAGCCAGCCUGAUAGUUUGGUUAAGAAUACCAGCAGUCCCGAGAUCAGAAAUCACAUCCCAUUCCACAUUAAAGAAACAAUGAUUUAAAGUGAUUUUAAGGGAUCCAGUUAAAGCAGACAGAAAACAAGUAACCGUGUAUUUGUCAAGCAAGUUCUUUUCAGCAUGUACAAGAAUGGGCCUUUUUUGAUCAGUGAGUCACUGAGACGGUGAUAGCAUUUAUAGAGCAAAAUAUCCCAUUCUUGUUUAGAAUAACGUAAGACAUCUUGCUUCCUGAAUUCUUCCAAUUUAGGGUAGGUUUGUUUUAUUUUUUAAUCUUCCGCCAUUCCUAGGUGUAGAUUAUGUAGGAGUGAAGAUUGGGGUGGAGGGUGUGGAACUAAUGCAUAUGUGGAGAAGAGAUAGGCUUUCCACCUGUGUGUGGAAUUUGAUUACGCUUCAAAACUUAAAAGCCUGAGGGCCCUCUGACAACCCUGAGAUGUGCCUGUAACAAGUUAAGAUUUCUGAAACACCCAAUGCUCUGGGCAUCCUAGCAUCUUGUUGGCCCUUGCAAGGAGCCAUCAUAAUCUCUCUAGACCAGUUUUUUUUAUUGUUCGGAUUACUUCUGUUUUCUUUUCUCUUUGGUUGUUUUCAGGCUUUUGUUUUGAAACUGUCUGGCAUGAGGAGGAAUUUGGGAUCUGGUAUAGAUAGGAACUCUGAUGAAGUAUACUGACAGAUAAUUCCAAAAGUGAUCUCUGUAGCAUUGUUUGUGGGUAACAGAUAAGAAGAGGGCUGGGUUCCUGUGGAAUGCCUCCUUCCAAGAGCUUUAUACAAAACGGGAUUCUCACUUUAUGAAGAAGAGCUGUUUGUUGAGUUUCAGCCUCUAAAAACAGGUUCCAAGAUAAGCCCUCAGUACAAUAGUGUUUCUGCUUCUGCCUCUGUGGUCUUAAGUGAAUAACUAGACUAUUUCUUAUGCCCCCUAAUUCUGGUUCUUUAUGUUUGUGUGUCAGUCAACACCUCGCAACAGUUUAUUUCGAAAGUCUUGUUGCUGAAAAAUAUGAAACCCUUUUGAUUUUGUUUGUUUGGGUGAUGACAGGACAAAACAAUCUUACAUUUGUAACCCAGAACACCUACUUACUUUAGGAAAAACGAGCAGAGUCUCAUUGCAAAGAAUUAGCUAAUUGAAUAUAAUUCAACAAAGGCGUUCAAUAGGAAAUAGUUACUUUGUGUUUUAAAAAAAUAUCUUUAGGGGUGAGGUAGGCUAACAUCUAUCAUUCAUGAAAAAAAUUUUUUUAUUUUGGAAGGACAUCUCUUUCUCACGACUUCUAAAAUUUAGUUGAAAACCUCUGGCCUUUAAGGAGUAGGAGUAGCAUUCGGUACAGGAGAAUGCCUGUCUCUGUUAAUUUUGUUAGCUCACAAAAAUAGACAAUCCUGUUGUGUCUUCAGUAAACUAAUGAUUAAAGCAGCCAGUUUGGCUGGUUCAAGAGCUUUAAGAGACUGCUUAGGAUUUUUAUUUGGCCUAGGAUUCACUAGUCUGGAUUUAGUUUGCUGGAAAUGUUUGGAGAUUUCCAAGAACUAGCACAAAGAAGUGGCUCUAACUCUAGUGUUACCAGAA
Molecule: messenger RNA, 4881 nt
Organism: Loxodonta africana (African savanna elephant)
Lineage: Eukaryota; Metazoa; Chordata; Mammalia; Proboscidea; Elephantidae
Gene: GTSF1
Product: gametocyte specific factor 1
Exons: 11
Coding region: 2175-3074 (299 amino acids)
Source: RefSeq, a predicted model, not a curated record